Trichobilharzia regenti is the source of this 4671-nucleotide messenger RNA. Lineage: Eukaryota; Metazoa; Platyhelminthes; Trematoda; Strigeidida; Schistosomatidae. The record is from the annotation of a GenBank genome assembly.
AAAAUUUUCAACCUAGAAAAGUAUUCAUUUACCCAAAACAGAUGUCACUGAAACUGUGUGUUAUGUGUAAGAAUAAUGAAUGAAUGAAUGUCAUAAUGUCACAUGAGCAUGCUCCUCAAUUGUGAAUAAGGUCAAUUAAGGGGUCACCAGGACACAUUUUAAGUCAAAAUUUAUACUAAUCAAUCCAUUCACAUCUCAUCAUUUCUCUAUUACGUAAUCAACGAAAACCGCUGGCCAAUCAGAUUUUAGUAGAGUUAUAUUACCACCAAUCACAAUGUCCAGGGCGAUGAGUUAUUCAUUUUUUACAUGAAUAUUACAAUGCGAACACAUUAAACAUUGACAUUUUAUGCCAGUAUCUCACCGAGUCAUGUUGAUGUUUUAUUUUUCCCCCAAGUAUCGAUGGAAUAAAUUAUGAACAUUGUUGAACAUGAAUUUUCAAAACAUAUCAGGGGAAAAUUACCAAUUCAUCAACGGAACUGUUCUAAAUAAACAAAUUCAUAUGGAAUUAAAUCAAUACUUUUGUGUGUAUUAGAGGAAGAACAUUAACCUAAUACCCAUCGUUGAAAUAAGUAUUCUCAUGCAAUAAAUACUUUGGAUGUAAAUAUAUACAUAUAUGUGUAUUUCUGGAUUAGGUGUACAGAUUGAACCUGUAAACUGAUCUUUUCGCAUAUAUAUUACAUUCUAUCCAAUCAACAUACUGACCUCUUUCGACAGAGUUUGGAACCUUGAACCUCAAGAUUAUAAUAAUUAUACAAAGAUACAAGAGAUAUGAAAUCUAAAAGCCUCCAGAACUUUCCUCAACUCCCCUCCACCGUAUACCUCAGUCUUCUUCGUCUUCUCCUUCUCCUCAGUAUCAUUGGAUCAUCAUUCGUCAAUGCUUGCCUACAGUUGACAGAAAAUGAUCGUCCAGUCCUCUUUUGUCAAUCAGCUAUCCCUGCCUUACCGAUACCAAAGAAUGAAAUACCCGCAAAAGUUGCUAAACUGACAAUAUCUGGUAUGAGUGCAUUAGGUCAACACAAUGGUAUAUUGACACGUGACAAUCUAACCGGUUUAGAGACAUUGACCUACCUUCAAAUAAGUAAUUUCAAUUUGAGAGAAAUCGAUACACACACUUUUUCAGCCAUGGAACAUUUACGCAUUCUUGACCUUUCCAAGAAUAGUAUAGUGACUUUACGACCAGAAGCAUUCGCUGGACCUUCGUUAAAACUGCUCUCUUUAACAGAUAAUAAAGGUAUUCACUUUGACAAGUCAUCAUUUCAUGCAGCUAGAGUAUUUCAUUUAGCUGCUAGAAAUUGUGAUUUAACCAGUGUGGAUUAUGAAACAAUCGCUGAAGCUAAACCAAAACAAUUAAGUUUAUCUGAUAAUAAAUUAACUUGGUUAGAUCCACAAUUCGCUGAACUUGUUAUCGAUUCAUCAAAAUUAAAAAGUUAUCAUUCAUCUGGACGGCUAUCAUCGUCCACCCAUUCACCUAUUCUUGGUUAUUUAGAUUUAAGUAAUAAUCCUUUAAACUGUAAUUGUCAACUGGUGUGGUUAUCAAGGCUUAGUGAAAGUCAAUCGUAUGAUGCUUAUCAAUAUAUAAAUAGUAAAGAAUUAACCAAUAGUAAUAAUAACAACAAUAACAAUGACCUUCAAAUGGAUGCUGCUGAUUGGCCAGUUUCACCAAGUGAAUCAUCGAUUCGUAUUAUGCAACAUAUGAAUAUGACAUGUGCUCAACCGGCUUCAUUAGCUGGUAAACGGUUACCACGUAGUUGGGAGUAUUUUUGUCCAUUACCAAGUAUAACAGGAAUUGAAAUCAACCUACUGACACCGAGUGCUGAUUUAGCUCAAUUGACGUGUAUUGGACAAGGUCGACCGACACCAAGUCUUGCAUGGACAUAUAAAAUACAUGGACAAAAAGUACAACAAAUUUUAGAUGCAUCUAUUAAACAAACAUUCAAUGAUCAAUAUGUUUUACAAUCUGUGGAUAAAUCCUUAUCUUUAGAUGCAUUAAAAAAUAACAAUUAUAAUAAUAAUAAUAAAUUAAUUGAACGUAAACUAGCGUUGAAUGUCAGCUUGAAUUCAGUGAAUAUUAAAAAUUUCACAUGUACAAUAUGGAAUAAUGAUAAAGGUCCACCAUCGACAUCAUUAUUAACCGGCGACAGUUCAUCAUCGGCUUCUUUAGACAGUAUUUCAGAUAAACUGAAACCUACAUCGCUGAUUGUUCCAACAAGUGAUAAUAGUAAUAAUAACCAACCGGAUCGAUUACAACAUUAUCGAAUUCAUGAAGUCACUGUACGUGUAUCUGGUCCAUUGAGAUCAGCUGAAUUUAUUAGUCCAGGAAUGAUUAGUGGAUCAUCUGCUGUGAGUAAUACUCAACCACAACAACAACAACAACAAAAGGUGUCAAAAGUUGAGAAUGAUGUAAAUUCACCGUCAACAAUGACAACCACUUCACAGAUGGUAACAAAUUCCCUUCAAGAAGGGAAACAAGAUACGUAUAGUUAUUUAUUUAUUAAAAGAUUCACACUAUUAGAAUUAUUAGGAGCAGUUGUUGGAACAUUUAUCUCUACCCUGGCAUUAUUGUAUUUGGCGACAAACUGUCUUUCAUGGUUUUGUCAAAUUAAUAAUCAACUGUCAGUGAAAAGUAUGCGUAAAUCGACGAAUUUACGAUCAAAUAGUGGUAAAUGGUUCUCAUGGAUGCAUCAUAAUCCUAAUAAUAACAAUAAUCAUAAUAAUAAUCUCCUGUUAAGUGGAGGCAACCGUCAGGCAAUGAUGAAUCACACCACUCUAUCGCAUCAUUCUAGUCAGAAUGGGAAUGGUUUAGAUGCAAAAUUGUUACAGCAUGCUGAUAUAAACGAAACAACCGGUACUACAUUUGCUGAUAUGGGAUUAACCUCGACGAUAGGCAGUCCUUUAGCCUCACAAUUUAGUUCAACAACAAUAUCCACUCGACGACCAAAUAUCCCACAGGCAUUAUUACUUACCAGUGUACCAACACCACGGCUGGAAGCGAAUUCUACACCACCGCCAAAUCCAGCCUAUUGGCCUAUGCCAGAAUAUACUUAUUCAGGUGCUGGUAGUCAUGAAUAUGAUGUACCUAGACCGCUGGAAGCAUUCACUAGUGAAAGAUGUUGUCUAAAGUCUGGAAUGCCAGAGAAUAUCACGUUGAAUCCAAGUACAGCACAAUCAUUUCUUAAUUUAGCUGCACAAUCCUUAUUCCCUAUGAACGGGGGUACACAACAGAUAAAUAGAAAUGAUUUAGGCAGUAUAGGAGGUAAGCCGAACGGAAGUAUCUUUCAGACUUCAGCAACUAUCCCUCCACUGACUAUGCAAUGGACAACACAGACAAUAAAUCCAAUGAUGAAUAAAACGUUGACAAUUAAUCCUGUUCUUGCAUGGCAAUCAAAUUUAAUGAAUUCGCAGAAUAAUUCAUCAUCGCUACUGGGAACAACACCACCAAGUGAUAAACAGACACACGCUAGUAAUUAUACAAAUCAACCAUCGACACAAUCCAUCUUGUAUACAUCAGAUUAUCCAACUUAUCUACAGACACGACCAUAUCCUCAUCAUAAGGAACAUCAACAACAGCAAUUGCUUGAACAAUUAAUGACCAAUUCUGCACGAAAUUAUCCUGUUGAAAGUUUUACAACCACAUCUGUAGAUAUCCUACCUCCUCAUGAUCUUCCAAGAAAAUCAGACAAUAAAAUUCAUAUGAAUGGAUCAGAAAGUUAAAUAACUUGUUCGAACCCCCCCUAGUAAACUGUAAUACAGACAGAUGUCUUGGUGAAUAGAACGCGACAGAAGUGAAGUAUACCUAAAAGAGUAUAGAAUCAAUUCAUUAAAGUGUAUAUGUGCUGUAUUGAGUUCAGUUAAGCUGAGUUGAGUUGAGUUGAUUCUAUUACUCAUAGCAUUUUUAUUAUUAUUACUAUUGUUAGUAUUCCUAUUAAUUAUGAAAAUAAAUUUUUGUGUAUACAGUUGAAAAUCAUAUUCUCUCGACAAUUUUCACUUCACAUUCGUGUAAAUGAAUACAAUAAUCUUUAUAAAAAAACAGUCACAGUUUUAUAGACACAAUUUUUCUGUAUGUGUGUGUAUGUGUGAGUGCGUGCGGAGAACUUGAUUUUAUCCAUCUACCUAUCUAUCUAUCUCAGUUAAGAAAUACAUAAAUGUUGAAUACAAAUGCAACAUAAUCUUCCCACCUCAAUCAACUCGUAAACCAUACUAUCCUCAACAUCAUUAUGCUCAAAUUUACCCACCACCCACCCGUCCGCCUCUUUCCCUUUCCACGACAAAAAUAAAGAACACGAAAACUAUUCCAAAGUCUUUCCUAAUCAAUUUUAAACAAUUCACCUUAUUCAUAUUAUGGCAAAAAAUUUAAAAAAGAAAAAACCUUUUUUUGUGUAUCGAAAAUAUUUACAUUGAAAUUGUUUUGCCUACUGUUUUAUUGUAAGUAGUGUAUUUAUGAAAUUUAAAAAAUAAGCAUUUGGAACAGGCGUGCCUUUAGUGUUGUUUAAUUUUUUCAGUGUAUGUAAAGGUGGACGGGAAUAUUGGUAAGCCGACUAACUAAGUAGAUAAUUAGUCAAAUAAACUAAUGAUACAAUUGAGAGAAGUACUUAACCAGCAUUUUUCUUGAUUAUGAGAGAAUUUGAUCUAAUCUUGUAUGCGCGAACAUGUGUGUGAAUUAGCACUUCUAUG